Medioppia subpectinata is the source of this 1074-nucleotide messenger RNA. The record is from the annotation of a GenBank genome assembly. NCBI's taxonomy places the organism in Eukaryota, Metazoa, Arthropoda, Arachnida, Sarcoptiformes, Oppiidae.
AAUAUAACUCAUUUAUUUCACCAUGCUAGAAACGUGUUGGUCUACGAUUUUGGUGGCGGCACAUUUGACGUGUCGGUGCUCAAGCUAAUUAUGGGUCGGGUAGAGGUGUUGGCGGUGGGCGGAGACAAUCACUUGGGCGGCGACGAUAUCGACCAGAAUAUCAUUGACUACUGUUUGGACGACUUUCGCAAACAAACCGGCGUUCGUGUGGACCGCGAGUCGGCUGAGGGCGAGCGGGCCUUACGCGCGCUGAAAGACCGGUGCGAACGGGAGAAGUGGCGUCUGUCCGAAGCCACGGCCGUCACCAUCGCUGUGGACAACAUCGCCGGUGGGCGCGAUCUGGCCGUCGAGUUGACUCGAGCCGACUUUGAACGGCUCAACAAACAACUGUUUGACCGUACGAUGGAUUGCGUGACCCGCACUCUGGCCAGUGUUAACGAGGGCGCAGGUAUGCAACCGCACGACAUCGACGAUAUACUACUGGUCGGCGGCUCGACGUAUAUUCCGUGCGUUAAGGAUAUGAUUAGGAGGUAUUUCAAUGGACGCCAGCCCUCCCAGACGGUGAACCCGAUGCUUGUUGUGGCAGAGGGGGCGGCCAUUCAGGCUGCGAUUGUAAACGGCAAUCAGGCGCAUAGAUAUAGACACUUACGCGUGCUGGACGUUACGCCACACUCGCUCGGCAUAGCAACCUGUCCAUUGGUGGACAAGGUUAGAAUGUAUGACGUAAUGAGCGUUAUCAUACCGGCCCAGUCGCGGGUGGACGGUGUGGACCGAAUCAAAACAUACUGUACUUUAAAUGACAACCAAACAGAUAUGAGUAUUGAGGUGUACGAGGGCGAGGACCCGGUGGUCACCCGUAACGCACUGUUAGGCAAGUUUGUGGUGACAGGUAUACCGCCGGACGGGGCCGGCAAACAGAGUGUGGAUGUGUUGUUUUGCGUGAACGAUGACGGGGUGUUGAAAGUUAGGGCUACGGUGCUAUCGCACGGCGCUGUACACGAGUAUGAAGUGGCCGAACAUAAGGGCCGGCUAUCCAUGGAUGAGCUGCUCAGCCGUCGUCGUAGUCGCCGGUGA